Molecule: messenger RNA, 1413 nt
Organism: Poecile atricapillus (Black-capped chickadee)
Lineage: Eukaryota; Metazoa; Chordata; Aves; Passeriformes; Paridae
Product: protein inscuteable homolog
Biological process (GO): regulation of asymmetric cell division; establishment of mitotic spindle orientation; asymmetric cell division
Cellular component (GO): apical cortex
Molecular function (GO): protein binding; cytoskeletal adaptor activity
Source: RefSeq, a predicted model, not a curated record
AUGCUGCUCCUACGGUCCGGGGCUACCCCCCACUGCUUCCACCGGCACCCGCGCUGCCACGCUGGCCCCACGGCCUCUGCGCCAGCCCUGCCGCCUCCCGCAGGGACACCCCUCUGUUUCUCACAGCUGCUGGCUCGGACCAGUGCCCAGUUGAUCCUGGCUCAGCUCGUGCACACUGCUGUGCAGGCCAUGUCUGAAACCCACUCCACCCUGGUUUCACGCUCCCCGUUGGCAGGUGUGACUUACCACUUUUACAUUGUUGACCAAUGCUUACAGACUGAAGAUGAAAAGAUACUGAACUCCAUGAAAUUUUAUGUUAAUGAAAAGACCAUUGCCCAGUAUUUUGGCCAGUUGAUAGAGGUGGUUUUACACGAGGCACAGAACCUGCUGAGGCAGAUAGAGCUCUUGGGCAGUCUGUACAUCACUGAGUUGGCCAUCAGCAGUUUAUUCAGCCUUGCCCAGGAAGGUGCUCACCUCUGCUGCAUCAUAGCCAAGGAAGGAGGUGGUGUUGCUCUCCUUAAGAUCUGUAGCCAGGAUUGUUUCAGGCGCCUUUAUCCCCAGACCCUGAGAACACUGGCUUCAAUUUGUUGUGUAGAGGAAGGGAUACAUGAGCUGGAAAAGGGAGGAGGGCUGUUGUGCCUGGCUGACAUCCUCACUGAUACCAGCCAUUCUGAAGCUACUCAUGCAGAAGCUGCAGCAGUAAUUGCCCCGAUCAUAUCUCCACUUCUCAUGUUCACUCAGCAUCUCAGAAGCUUUCUGGAAGAUAAGGAAGAAAUCAUGACAGCACUUGUCAUUAAAUUUUGUGCAGGAUUUCCGAAACUGUGCCAAGAAGCCUUAUCAGGUGAAGUUUUCCUGAUGGCUUCAGCACCUCUUGCCAAUAUUACUUUCUUUGAUACCAUGGCUUGUGAAAUAUUGCUCCAGUUAAAUGCAAUGAAGAUUCUCCUAGCAGUGUGCUCAGACAAACAUACUCCUUAUUCCCGGGAUCAGGUGGUAACAAUAUUGGCAAAGUCUGUCUUGGACCAGUGUGCUUCAGAAAUCAUUCAAGGAAAUAGUGUUCAACUUCUAAUGGAAAUGCUCUUUGAAAAAUCCUCCUCGGGAAAUCCAGCAGAUGUUGCAGCUUGUGAGCGAGUCCAGCAGAAAUCUGCAGUUACACUGGCACAGCUCAGCCGAGAUCCUGAGGUGGCAGAUGCAGCCAUAAAACUCAGCUGUGUUCCUCACCUGAUUAAACUUUGCAGAUCACCGACAGAAAGAAAUAACAGUGAAUCGGUUUUAAUGGCAAGUCUGGCAGCCUUGUGGAGACUAGCAGUUAUGAGUCGUGAUGGACUGGAAGAGUCCGAUUUUCAGCAGCUGGUAAAGCCCAGACUCAUGGAUUCUUUUCUGCUGUGCACAAACAUGGAAGAGAGCUUUGUAUGA